Hevea brasiliensis (rubber tree) is the source of this 1970-nucleotide messenger RNA. RefSeq names its product probable galacturonosyltransferase-like 7. Gene Ontology annotation, molecular function: glycosyltransferase activity. The record is from RefSeq and is a predicted model, not a curated record. NCBI's taxonomy places the organism in Eukaryota, Viridiplantae, Streptophyta, Magnoliopsida, Malpighiales, Euphorbiaceae. The transcript is spliced from 2 exons. Gene Ontology annotation, cellular component: Golgi apparatus. Bases 497 to 1588 code for a protein of 363 amino acids.
UAUGGUGGAAAACGCAAGCAAAAGCUGGAAAAAUAAACGCUUAAGUCCCCUCUCUCUCUCUCUCUCUCUCUCUCUCUCUCUCUCUCUACUCGUGUCUCUGUUCUGCUUCUAUCGCCUUCUUUCAUAGGCCAGUAGCCAGAGAUAGAGUGCAAGCUGAGAGUCAGAAGGGAAGAGGUGGGAGACGAGCGCAGCUAAGCACUGAGGCCUGAUUCUGCGCCCUGGUUGGUUCCCUUUUCAUGGAUUCUUCUAUUUUCUCCGUCCUCUAUGAUCGCUUCGUUACCACGGCAAUUCUGGUUUCAAACUAAGGAAAACAUGGAUUCUUGUUUCCAUUUCCCCCCCCUGGUUAGAAUCUCUGCAUUUCUCGUAUCUACAACUAACUCUGGCGGACCUUAAAGGAACUCUUGUGUUCCUUCGAUCCUCUCUUUUCUCCUUCCUGUCAGAUCAGUUCGAUUUCAAAUCUAAUAAAAAAAAGAGGAGAGGGAUUUAUCAGGGGAAAAUGCUAUGGGUUAUGCGUUUUUCAGGCUUCUUCUCUGCAGCCAUGAUCAUGAUUAUCCUCUCCCCCUCUCUUCAAUCCUUCCCUCCUGCCGAGGCCAUUCGAUCUUCUCACCUCGACGGCUUCUUGGGAAAUCCUAUCACUGAUUUGCCGGACCGAUUCUGCUUCCGAAAAGCGGCUGUAUUCCACAAUGCCGACAAAUGUGGCUUCAGAGAUAACAGAAUCUCCGGAAAAACUGACGUCUGUGAUCCGUCCUUGGUACAUGUUGCCAUUACACUCGAUGUUGAGUACCUUCGGGGGUCAAUCGCCGCUGUACACUCCAUAUUACAACAUUCAUUGUGUCCAGAGAGUGUUUUUUUUCACUUUUUGGUUUCGGAGAUCAAUCUGGAAUACCUAGUGAGGUCUACUUUCCCUCAAUUGAAGUUCAAGGUGUAUUACUUCGAUCCAGAGAUUGUGCGAAAUCUGAUCUCCACUUCCGUGAGGCAAGCCCUUGAACAGCCACUCAAUUACGCGAGGAAUUACUUGGCUGAUCUGCUGGAGCCUUGUGUUCGCCGAGUGAUCUACUUGGACUCUGAUUUAGUCGUGGUUGAUGAUAUUGCAAAGCUGUGGACUACGAAUUUGGGUUCUAGAACAAUCGGUGCCCCGGAAUACUGCCACGCAAACUUUACGAAAUAUUUCACGGCGAGCUUCUGGUUGAAUUUAAAGUUUUCCGGUACUUUUAGUGGUCGGAAAUCGUGCUAUUUCAACACUGGAGUAAUGGUGAUAGAUCUGGCUAAGUGGAGACGGGUCGGGUACACAAAGCGGAUUGAGAGAUGGAUGGAGAUCCAGAAGAGUGAUCGGAUCUAUGAGCUGGGGUCGCUGCCGCCGUUCCUCUUAGUAUUCGCGGGACACGUAGCGCCGAUUGAGCACCGGUGGAACCAACACGGAUUAGGUGGUGAUAAUGUGAGAGGCAGCUGUCGUAACUUGCAUCCAGGUCCAGUUAGCCUUCUGCAUUGGUCCGGCAGUGGCAAGCCUUGGCUGAGGAUAGACUCGAAGCAACCUUGCCCGCUUGAUGCUCUAUGGGCUCCAUACGACUUGUACGGACACUCACAUUGAAUCACAGGAGUAGUCGCCGGGAGAUAUUCAAUUUGAUUGUGCGAGUGUCUGUUGGAUUUGGCAUUAAAGUUACAGUAGCAAUUAGGGCCACAACUGGUCUGUCAGCUGGAGAUAUUCAAUGGUGAGAGGGAGACGGACCAGACGGUGCACGUGAUAAUGGUGCCAUUGCGGUGGAUAUGCAUUUUUUGAAAUGACCAAAUUGCACUUGUUGCUGUUGGGGAAUUGUUAAUUAUAAGCAUUCUGGCUGGUGUCGGUCAACUGAUUUGUGAAAAAUUAUGUGAUGAAACUGAUGAGUAUCUUAUAAUUUUAUUAUAAUAAUUAAUUGUGAUAAAUAUUAUAAAAAUAAUUAAUAAUUAUAAUAAUAUAUCGAUUUUAUUUAUUA